Messenger RNA from Lodderomyces beijingensis, 498 nucleotides. NCBI's taxonomy places the organism in Eukaryota, Fungi, Ascomycota, Pichiomycetes, Serinales, Debaryomycetaceae. The record is from the annotation of a GenBank genome assembly.
AUGACGUUUUGGACCUACAAGGGCGCCGAGUUCCCCGUGCCUUACAGCUCGCGCUUUUUCGUGAUCAAGUCCUACAGCGUGAUGGACGUGCACGCGUCAUUUGAGCACGGCAUCUGGACCUCGACCGAGAUGGGCAACCGGCGACUCGACCGCGCCUUUCGCGAGCUGCGCGGAGGCGCAUUUGGCGGCGCCGGCAAGGUGUUUUUGUUCUUCCUGGUGAAUGCCCUGGGCCGCUUCUGCGGCGUGUGCGAGAUGGUUGGUGCGGUGGAUUUCACGCGCAGCAGCGGCGUGUGGAGCGAGCAGGGCAAGUGGCGCGGCGUUUUCGCCGUCGAGUGGAUGAUGGUGGCAGACGUGCCCAACCGGUGCUUGCAGCACUUGAAAGUGGCCGGCAACGAGGACCGCCCGGUGACGUGUUCGCGGGACACGCAGGAGAUUCCGUUUGAGACGGGCGUGGCAAUGUUGAAGAUUGUGAGCUCGCGUCAGGGGCAAGACUUGUAG